AUGUUAAACAGUGACUGGCUUAUGUGGAACAGUGACUGGGUUAUGUUAAACAGUGACUGGGUUAUGUGGAACAGUGAGUGGGUUAUGUGGAAAAGUGACUGGGUUAUGUUAAACAGUGACUGGCUUAUGUGGAACAGUGACUGGGUUAUGUUAAACAGUGACUGGGUUAUGUGGAACAGUGAGUGGGUUAUGUGGAAAAGUGACUGGGUUAUGUUAAACAGUGACUGGCUUAUGUGGAACAGUGACUGGUGGCUGGGUUGUGUUAUUCAUGACUGGGUUAUGUUAAACAGUGGCUGGGUUAUGUGGAACAGUGACUGGGUUAUGUUGAACAGUGACUGGGUUAUGUGGAACAGUGAGUGGGUUAUGUGGAAAAGUGACUGGGUUAUGUUAAACAGUGACUGGCUUAUGUGGAACAGUGACUGGGUUAUGUUAAACAGUGACUGGGUUACGUGGAACAGUGAGUGGGUUAUGUGGAAAAGUGACUGGGUUAUGUUAAACAGUGACUGGCUUAUGUGGAACAGUGACUGGGUUAUGUUAAACAGUGACUGGGUUAUGUGGAACAGUGAUGACUGGGUUAUGUGGAACAGUGGCUGGGUUAUGUUAAACAGUGACUGGGUUAUGUUAUACAGUGAGUGGGUUAUGUGGAACAGUGACUGGCUUAUGUUUAACAGUGACAUGGUUAUGUUGUUCAGUGACUGGGUUAUGUGGAACAGUGACAUGGUUAUGUUAAACAGUGGCUCGGUUAUGUGGAACAGUGACUGGGUUGUGUUAAACAAUGACUUGGUUAUGUUAUACAGUGAUUGUGACAAAGUUGAAGAAAUUGCUGUGGAGGGAACGGAAUAUAAAGAAUCACCAGCGUUCUCUUCGUAUCAAUUACCCCCGAAGCUAAAAUCUCUUAGCAUCGCUAAUCAGAAAAUGUUUCUUCCUUUAAUAGAUAAUACGUACGGGUUUAGGUCGCAAAAUUCAUUAACACAUCUACAUGUUCAGGGAAAUCUUAUAUAUGACAUUCAACAUUUUAGUGGACUUUGGCGUCUAGAAUACCUUGAUCUCUCGAAUAACUUCUGCUUUAACAUUACCAAACAGUCAUUUCAAAAUAUGACAAACUUAUUAUUCCUGAACUUAUCCAGAAAUCUUUUAGGAAAGGAAUUAAAGAGUCAGUCCUCAGAACAUGUAUUUGAUCACCUCCAUGGUUUGAAGGUACUGGAUCUGUCCUAUAACUGGAUUACUCUCAUACAUAAGGAUGUGUUUGUUUUCAUGUCAAAUAUUGAGCAUCUAAUCUUAAGUAAUAAUGAAAUAGAAAGUGUCCCUUUUGAUCUGUCAGCUGCCUUAAAAUUGCGUAGCAUAGAUUUGUCUUCCAAUAAAAUUGUGAUGUUGGAUUCAAAGUCAAUGGACUUUUUAGAUUCUUCGAGGGAGAAACAACUCUCUAUCCAGAUGUCAAACAACCCAUUACAGUGUACAUGCCAAAGCAUGGACUUCCUGAAAUGGAUGAAAGAAUCUUCAAAUAAACAUUUUGUUGACAGAGAGAAUUACACUUGCAUAUUCACAGAUGAGAAAAAGAUUGAACUGCGCCAUUUAGAGCAGAUAAUCACUUCUUUAGAGCGUAAAUGUACAUCAUUUACAACAACAAUAAUCGUAGUUACCAUUAUUUUACUGGUCACAAUCACUCUUGUAUCCUUUGCGAUAAUGUAUAGGUAUAGAUGGAAACUACGCUAUUUGUAUUACGCUGGUAAGAGAAGUUAUAGAGGAUAUUCAAGGAUUUUAGACUCCGGUAGAGAGUAUCAAUUUGAUGCCUUCAUUUCCUAUGCUGAAAGUGAAAGAACAGGAUUUAUACCAAACCUUUUGAAGCUUGAAAAAGAAAAUGAUUUUAAAUUUUGCAUACACAGUCGUGACUUUAUAAUUGGUGUUAACGUAGCAGAAAACAUUACCAAUGCUAUUCACAAUAGCAAGCGCACAGUCUGUUUUCUGAGUAAAGCUUUCUUAGAAUCUGAAUUUUGCAUAUACGAGGCUCAAAUGGCUCGAAUGGAGAGUAUUUAUAGAGGAGGGGAAACAACUUUGUUUACUGUACUUGUGGACAAAGAUCUUGGAGCUGUCUUGCCACAAUUUCUGAAGGACGUAAUCAGAGAACAGACAUAUCUGGAAUUUGAUAAAGAAAUUCCAGAGGAGUUCUGGAAUGCUAUAACUCAGGCAUUAAGAGAAAUAUAGAGUGAGACAUAUAUCGGAAUGAUAUUUUUUUUGAAAAAAAAAUAGUCAAAAAAGGUCAUUUAAGACCAUGGGUCAU
Saccostrea echinata is the source of this 2278-nucleotide messenger RNA. Its product is annotated as toll-like receptor 4. The transcript has 5 exons. Gene Ontology annotation, cellular component: membrane. The record is from RefSeq and is a predicted model, not a curated record. Bases 1 to 2202 code for a protein of 733 amino acids. NCBI's taxonomy places the organism in Eukaryota, Metazoa, Mollusca, Bivalvia, Ostreida, Ostreidae. Gene Ontology annotation, molecular function: transmembrane signaling receptor activity; protein binding. Gene Ontology annotation, biological process: immune response; toll-like receptor signaling pathway; inflammatory response.